GGCCGCCAGUGUCUCCCACCUGCCUUCCUGUUCCCGUGGGGGUGCGGGGUAGCACAUGGUCUCAGCCCAACGUGCGAUCGGUUUGAGGAGUAAAUGUGAAAAUUGGCGAUUUCUGAUUGAGCUCUCGAUUCUGGUUGCCACAGUGUUUUAACAUGCUGCUUAGGAGCAAGUUAUUCAGAGUUAAUUCUCAUGUCAGCAGGAAGCUCGACCGUCACAGUUCGUCUUGUCCGCUCUUUUGAGCACCGCAAUUUCAGGCCCGUGGUGUACCAUGGAGUUCCCCUGGAUCAGACAGUGAAGGACUUCAUGGCUUUUGUGCGGAAGGAUGUGUCUUCAAGAGCAGGACUUCCUCCUCCUUUUAAAAAUUACAAGUAUGAUACAAUGAAGAUUAUUCACCAAGCACACAAAUCUAAGACUGGUGAGCUUGUAGUGAGUUUGGAAGAUGAUGACAAACUGAUUUUGAAGGAAGACAGCACACUGAAAGCAGCUGGAGUAGCAAAUGAGACGGAAUUAGCAUUCUUCUGUGAGGAAGAUUACAGGAACUACAGAGCUAAUCCUGUUUCGGCCUGGUGAAGAUCCCAAGAGAUUGUUUUGUUUUCCCAUACCUGUUGUAAAUUUUCCUUAUUCUGCUUAAUGAGAUUUUUCUUAAAGAUCAAUAAAUCCUAGAGGAUUUCUUUGCAAA
Sturnus vulgaris (Common starling) is the source of this 679-nucleotide messenger RNA. The record is from RefSeq and is a predicted model, not a curated record. NCBI's taxonomy places the organism in Eukaryota, Metazoa, Chordata, Aves, Passeriformes, Sturnidae.